GUCUGGCAGCAGCUCGUUCUGAGGUAAGACUCGCUAGAGGGGGAGCAGAGAGUAGAGGGAAGAGGCCCUGCGUCCCGGCACCUGCAUCCAGCCUGCCUGCGUCCACUCUGAGGGACGUCGGCGUUGACAGAGGCCUCCCCGGGCUGAGCUGAGGGAGCCAGGUUUCCCUUCCAUUCACGGUGACAUCUUUCUCUUUCUGGAGGGAGAGCAGAGACCAUGUCUGACACGGAAGAAGUGGUAGAGGAGUUAGACGGGGAGCAGGAAGAAGAAGCUGCGGAAGAGCAGGAAGAGGCAGCCGAAGAAGAGGCAGAGGAAGGAGAAGCCGCAGGAGAGGCAGCAGGAGAGGCUGACGGUGAGGUCGAGGCCGAGGACACCAACGCAGAAGAAGACAGACCGGAAGCAGAAGCUAAGGAGGCUGACGAUGGCCCAGUGGAGGAGUCUAAACCCAAGCCCAGGCCAUUCAUGCCCAACCUGGUACCACCCAAGAUCCCCGGGGGAGAGAGAGUGGACUUCGAUGACAUCCACCGGAAGCGAAUGGAGAAGGACCUGAAUGAGCUGCAGACGCUGAUCGAGGCUCACUUUGAAAACAGGAAGAAGGAGGAGGAGGAGCUCAUUUCCCUCAAAGACAGGAUCGAGAAGCGGAGGGCCGAGCGGGCAGAGCAGCAGCGCAUCCGGAGUGAGAGGGAGAAGGAGCGUCAGACGCGCAUGGCGGAGGAGCGGGCCCGGCGGGAGGAGGAGGAGAACAGGAGGAAGGCUGAGGACGAGGCUCGCAAGAAGAAGGCUCUUUCCAACAUGAUGCACUUUGGAGGCUACAUCCAGAAGGCACAGACGGAGCGGAGAAGUGGGAAGAGGCAGACGGAGCGGGAAAAGAAGAAGAAGAUUCUGGCGGAGAGGAGGAAGGUGCUGGCCAUUGACCACCUCAAUGAGGAUCAGCUGAGGGAGAAGGCCAAGGAACUGUGGCAGAGCAUCUACAACCUGGAGGCAGAGAAGUUCGACCUGCAGGAGAAGUUCAAGCAGCAGAAAUACGAAAUCAAUGUUCUCCGAAACAGGAUCAAUGACAACCAGAAAGUUUCCAAGACCCGCGGGAAGGCCAAGGUCACCGGGCGCUGGAAGUAGAGGCAGCGGCCUCCUUCACCACAGACCUGCUCCUGGCUCUGUCCCUGGGCCCUCCUGGCACUGGGGGCAGCUCCUGCCUGUCUGGACACCAGGAGCUGGCCCAGCUGGAAGCCUCUGCU
This is a messenger RNA of Rhinolophus ferrumequinum (greater horseshoe bat), 1235 nucleotides long. RefSeq names its product troponin T2, cardiac type (gene TNNT2). NCBI's taxonomy places the organism in Eukaryota, Metazoa, Chordata, Mammalia, Chiroptera, Rhinolophidae. Gene Ontology annotation, molecular function: tropomyosin binding; troponin I binding; troponin C binding. Gene Ontology annotation, cellular component: troponin complex. The record is from RefSeq and is a predicted model, not a curated record. Gene Ontology annotation, biological process: cardiac muscle contraction; regulation of muscle contraction; sarcomere organization. Bases 217 to 1116 code for a protein of 299 amino acids. The transcript is spliced from 16 exons.